AUGUCAUUGCGAAAAUUUUUGGUCAAUCGAUAUAAAAAUAGAAAGUUUCGUCUCAACGGUAUUUUUCCUUCGACUCAUUUACCGAGUAAACAAUGGCUAUGUCAAGCACUUUCAGAUCAUCUUAUUUAUGAUGCUAAUCAGUUACCUCCUAAGGUUGAUCUUCGACAAGAUAUGACGCCGGUUGAAGAUCAAUCAAGAAUCGGUAGUUGUACGGCCAACUGUCUUGCUGGAGCAUAUGAAUACUUGACAAAGAAAAAGAAUGGUCACAAUACUGAUGUUAGUCGUUUAUUUAUCUAUUAUAAUGGUCGUGUCAAAAGUGGCAACAGUUACAAUGUGACAGAUUCAGGAUGUUCAAUGACAAAUAUCAUUGAAGCACUGGAAGAAUUCGGUAUCUGUCUCGAGUCAAUUUGGCCAUACAAUAUUACAAACAUAAAUACGCGUCCAAGUGACGAGGCAUAUACGACAGCAAAAGAUCAUAAGAUUACUGAAGCUUUUCAAGUCAAAAUUGAUCUAUACGAAAUGAAAUCAUGUUUAGCACAAGGUUUUCCAUUUGCAUUUGGUUUAAAACUCUUUGCAUCAUUUGAUCAAGCAACUAACAUUGGUGUUGUACCUAUGCCGAGUGCGUUCGAUCGUAGUCGACAAUCACAUGGAAAUCAUGCUCUACUAGCCGUCGGCUAUAGUGAUCGAUCACAAGCAUUUAUUGUUCGAAAUUCAUGGGGAGAAGAUUGGGGAGAUAAAGGAUAUUGUUAUAUUCCAUACGAUUACAUAACCAAUACUGAGUACUGUUUCGAUGUUUGGACAGUUCGAAAAGUGGCAAUUGAUGAUUUCGGUCAAGAUCAUUGGGAUCAAGAUGAUUCCAUUGAUUAUCAACAAAAUUUUAAUCCUGAUAAUGAUAAUGAUGAUGGCAAUAAUCGUACAAUCGAAGAUUUGGAUAAUGAUGACGAUGGUGAUGAUGAUAACGGAGACAAUGCAUACUUUGGCAACCAAACAAACAAUGAUCAAGAUGAUGAACAUUGGAAUACAACUGACACUGGUCAACGUUUCUUCAAUUUUGGCUAUUAG
Messenger RNA from Rotaria sp. Silwood1, 1062 nucleotides. NCBI's taxonomy places the organism in Eukaryota, Metazoa, Rotifera, Eurotatoria, Philodinida, Philodinidae. The record is from the annotation of a GenBank genome assembly.